Messenger RNA from Knipowitschia caucasica, 7548 nucleotides. NCBI's taxonomy places the organism in Eukaryota, Metazoa, Chordata, Actinopteri, Gobiiformes, Gobiidae. The record is from the annotation of a GenBank genome assembly.
AUGGUCCUCCUGGUGGACGGGUCGUGGAGCAUCGGUCGCAUCAACUUCAAAACCAUCCGGAACUUUAUCGCUCGCAUGGUCAGUGUGUUCGACAUCAGCCCUGAGCGCGUGCAGAUCGGUCUGGCUCAGUAUAGCGGAGACCCAAAGACAGAGUGGCACCUGAACUCUCACCCGAACAAAGUCUCACUCCUGGAGGCGGUGGCCAACCUGCCGUACAAGGGCGGGAACACCAUGACAGGCAUGGCCCUGAACUACAUCCUGGAGAAUAACUUUCGUCCAAAUGUGGGUCUGAGACCUGAAGCUCGUAAGAUCGGUGUCCUCAUCACUGACGGCAAGUCUCAGGACGAGAUCAUCGUGAGCUCUCAGAGACUCAGGGAUAGCAACAUCGAGCUCUACGCUAUUGGGGUGAAGAAUGCAGAUGUGGCAGAGCUGAGGACCAUCGCCUCUGACCCUGACGACAUCCACAUGUACAACGUGGACGACUUCAAGUUUAUGGUCGACAUUGUGGACGAACUGACGGUCAAUCUGUGCAACAGUGUGAGAGGAGAUGAGCCAGACCCUGUGGAUCUGGUCCCAGACCCUCCCCAGGACCUGCAGACCUCAGAGGUCACACACUCCUCCUUCAGAGUCUCCUGGAGUCCUCCUGACGCUCCUGCAGAUAAAUACAGGAUCACCUACAGGAGAGCAGCCGGAGGUGCUACGCAGGAGACCUCGGUGGACGGUGAGACCAUGUCCACUGUCCUCGUGGGUCUCUCUCCUCGGACUCUGUACGAAGUCAGUGUUUACACUGUGAGCGGAGAGUCGAGCAGCGCCCCCCUGUCCGGGUCCGAGACCACACUCCCUGUUGCUGCUCCUGCGGACCUCGUGGUCUUCAAUGAGGAGGUGACGAGUUUCAGACUGAGGUGGACUGAAGCUGAAGGAGCCACAGGAUACAAGAUUCUGUACCAAGCCCUGAACUCCUCUGACGGAGGAGACGAGAGGGAGCUGCGCGUGGGUCCGGUAUCGGUGGCGCUGCUGACGGAGUUGAUCCCGAACACAGCGUACGGCGUCAAACUCUUCGCUCUCCACCAAGAGACGACCUCUGACCCUUUAGAGGUCACAGGGGUCACACUCCCUGUUGCUGCUCCUGCGGACCUCGUGGUCUUCAAUGAGGAGGUGACGAGUUUCAGACUGAGGUGGACUGAAGCUGAAGGAGCCACAGGAUACAAGAUUCUGUACCAAGCCCUGAACUCCUCUGACGGAGGAGACGAGAGGGAGCUGCGCGUGGGUCCGGUAUCGGUGGCGCUGCUGACGGAGUUGAUCCCGAACACAGCGUACGGCGUCAAACUCUUCGCUCUCCACCAAGAGACGACCUCUGACCCUUUAGAGGUCACAGGGGUCACACGGCCAGUGCUGUUCAAGGGGGCCCUCAGGAUCUCUGAUGUGACACACAGUUCCAUGAAGCUCAACUGGGACGAGGCUCCGGCUCCUGUGAAGAAAUACAUCAUCACCUACAAGGCAGAAGAAGGAGGUCUGCAGGAGGUUGAGGUGGGAGGUGAUGUCACGUCUCAGAGUCUGUCGUCGCUGGUCUCUCAGACGGAGUAUGACGUCGCUGUGACUCCUGUUUACGAACAGGGACCAGGAGAACCCAUGCUAAACAGCGCUAUCACAGAUGUAGUACCUGCUCCUCAGCGCCUCCUUCUGUCGGAGGUCACAGAGAGCUCGUUCAGAGCGUCCUGGGAACACGGAGCUCCAGACGUGAAACUGUACAGACUGAGCUGGAGCAGGAAGGGAGGGGCCAAGCCCGAGUUUGCCGUGCUGGACUCUGGGGUCACAUCGCACGUUCUUCCAAACUUGGAUCCGGACACAGAGUAUUUGGUUACCGUGACGGCCAUCUACCCCGACCAAUCAGAGAGCGAGGACCUGAUGGGGGCAGAGCGAACAUUGCCCAGCGCUCCAGUCGUGGCAGUAGCACCUCCUCGGAACCUGGAAGUGGUGAACUCCUCCUCCACCACACUUACGGCUCGAUGGGAAGCUGCUCCAGGGAGAGUCCAGAACUACAGGCUCACAUAUGUUCCCCUGUCCCCAGAAGGAGAGAGUCCCCAGAGUGUCCAGGUUGGUGGUAAAAAGACCAGUGUGAUUCUACAGAAGCUGCGUCCAGACACAGACUACAGACUGAGUCUAGCUGCUGUGUAUCCUGCUGCUGUGAGCCCAGAAACAAGCACCCAGGGGAGAACAAAGCCUCUCGGGGGCGUGAGGAACCUGCAGGUGCUGAACCCGACCAUGACGACUCUGAGCGUGCGCUGGGAUCCAGCGGAAGGAAAAGUCAAAGAAUAUAGAGUAAUCUACAAACCAGCAGCAGGGGGCGCUGAGAGCAUGGAGCAGGUUACAGCUGGUACCACCAGUACAAUGCUGAGAGGACUGACCCCUGACACUCUCUACUCUGUGUCUCUGCUGCCCAUAUAUGGAGAGGGGGAGGGGCUAGUGAUGUCACAGAGCGGAAAGACACGGCCACUAGGGGGAGUGAAGAGCCUGCGUGUGUUUGAUCCCACCAUGACGUCUCUGAACGUGGAGUGGGAACCAGCAGAGGGCGCUGUGAGACUCUACAAGGUUUUCUACGUCCCAGCGGCCGGAGGCAACGAGGAGAUGGAGCAGGUGCCGGUGUCCUCCUCGUCCACGGUGCUGAGGAACCUUCAGUCCAACACAGAGUACACUGUGUCUGUUCUGCCAGUGUUCCCUGCACGAGAAGGAAAGCGGUCCUCAGCCAACGGCAAGACAUUGCCGCUGGGGGGAGUGGACAACAUGAGAGUGUCUAACCCGACCAUCACCACUCUCACCGUCACAUGGUCCUCUGCACCAGGAAACGUACAGGGAUACAAGGUCAAGUACGAGCCCACAACCGGAGGAACUACCAUCGUGGAGCAGGUCUCUGAGAGCACCACCUCCACAGUCCUGGAGAAGCUUCUCCCUGACACUCAGUACAGAGUCACUGUGAUCCCAGUGUACGCAGAGGGAGAUGGACCCCAUCUGAGCGAGACCGGCAAGACCCGACCUCUGGGAUUUGCCCGUAACCUGCAGGUGACUGAUCCCACCACCAGCUCGCUGAACGUUCGAUGGGACGCGGCCGAAGGAAAUGUCCGCGAAUACAUCAUCACCUGGAUCCCCACGAAGGGAGGGGACCAGGAAGUGGACCAGGUCUCCGGUUCCACCACAACCACAGUUCUCCAGAACCUUCAGCCGGACUCAGAGUACAGUGUGACAGUGGUCCCAGUGUACGAGGAGAUGGAGGGGAGGAGCCAGACCAGCAAGGGCAAAACCAACCCAAUGGGAGGAGUAAAGAACCUCCGUGUUUCCGACCCUACGCCCUCGUCGCUGACGGUUCGUUGGGACGCGGCUCCUGGAGACGUGCGCAGCUACAAAGUGUUCUACACCUCACAGCCGGGAGGAACCACCAAGAUGGAGGAGGUCUCUGGACGCAGUACCUCCUCUGUCCUGCGGGGGCUGGACUCGGACACAGUUUAUAAAGUGGCAGUGGUUCCAGUUUAUCCGGACGUGGAGGGCGUCAGACAAGAGGAGCUUGGCAAGACCAAGCCACUGGGGGCAGUGUUGAACUUGCGAGUGACUGAUGCAACCUACAGUUCUCUGAGAGCGACGUGGGACAGAGCAGAAGGAGACGUUCAACAGCACAAGCUGCAGUACCAGAAGACAGCAGGGGGCGCUGUCACCACGAUCAGUGUCCCUGGUCUCAGCACCUCCUCUCUCCUCCUGGAGCUGACUCCUGACACCUCUUACACCGUCACAGUGAUCCCAGUGUACACAGAGCAGGAGGGGAGCGCAGCCACCGCCGCCGGGAAGACCAAGCCACUGGGGGCAGUGCGGAGCCUGUCGGUCUCUGAUCCCAGCACCAGUUCUCUGAAUGUUCGCUGGGACGCAGCUGAGGGCAACGUCAGACACUACAGGAUCUACUAUGUCCCUGAGACUGGAGGAGCAGAGGACAUGGAGCAGGUCUCUGGGGGCUCCACCAGCACCGUCCUCAGGAACCUGCUGUCAGACACCAGUUACACUGUGACUGUGGCCCCUGUGUUUCUCGAGGGAGAGGGGCCCAAACAGAGCGCCACGGGCAAGACAUUGCCCAGGACGCCCCCUGGUGGCCUGCAGGUGUAUAACCCCUCCCCGUCCUCCCUCAACGUGCGCUGGGAACCUGCCUCAGGACGAGUGCAGCAGUACAGGGUCAAGUACACAUCAGCAGGGGGCAGCACUGGGACUGUCCUGGUUGGAGGAAACGUCCACAAUGCGUUUUUAGACGCUCUGAUCCCUGACACGCCGUACACUGUGACCGUGACCGCCAUCUAUGGCGACGGAGACGGAGGAGACGCCACGGGCAACGGGAAGACUCUUCCCAGAACGGGACCCAGGAACCUCCGGGUGCUUGAAGCCACCACCAGUUCCCUCACAGUUGGCUGGGACCACGCUGAGGGUCCUGUGAGGCAGUACAAGAUAACCUACUCACCGCUGACCGGGGACCCCAUUACAGAGCACGUCUCAGUCUCUGGAAACAGGAACAACGCUCGUCUGCUGAACCUGCUGCCAGAGACGCUCUACAACAUCAGUGUGGAGGCGCAGUACUCAGAGGGACCAGGGGGGGCGCUGUCCGGGACCGGCACCACACUGGGCCUGGUGUCUCCUCAGAGUCUGCGUGUGUCUGAUGAAUGGUACACUCGGUUCAGAGUUUCCUGGGACCCGGUACAGGCUCCAGUGCAGGGCUACAGGCUCAGCUACGCCCCCACAGGGUCCCUGUCCCCCAGGAUGGACAUGUUUGUUGGGGACGUGUCGUCCUUCACCCUCCACAACCUGCUCACAGGGACGACCUACGACCUCAGCCUGAGAGCUGUGUACCCAGGGGGAGUGAGCGCCCCUCUGGACGGGCAGGGAACUACACUCUCCCUGAAUGUGACAAGUAUCGAGACCUAUAACGUUGGUCAUGACGCUUUCUGCAUCAAAUGGGCGCCACAUCGAGCCGCAACGUCCUACAGGAUCAGACUCGACCCAACGGACCCCAAUAGCCUUGGGGAGCAGGAGGUGACCAUCCCGGCAGGUCGGCCUCAGUUCUGCUUUGACGGUCUCUCCUCAGACGCUCAGUACCGAGCCACGGUCUACGUCCAGACCCCCAAUCUCGAGGGUCCUGGGGUUGGGGCCCUGGAGCGCACACUGGUGAAGCCCACUCCCGUGCCCACCUUGCCCCCCACCCCCCCGCCUCCCCCCACAAUCCCCCCUGGCUGGGCCGUGUGCAAAGGGGCCCGUGCAGACCUGGUGUUUCUCAUCGACGGCUCCUGGAGCAUCGGCGAAGACAGCUUCACCAAAGUCAAGAUCUUUGUCCAGUCCGUCAUUGCCGCCUUCGACGUGGUGGGACCCUCCGGCAUGCAGGUCUCCUUUGUUCAGUUCAGUGAUGCUGCUGUUACUGAGUUCAAACUCAACGCGUACCAAAACAAAGGCGUCGCCAUGGCAGCACUGCACCACAUCCGCUACCGAGGCGGCAACACCAAGACAGGCGUGGCCCUCAGACACACCUAUGAGAAGGCCUUCUCUGAGGCCAAUGGGAGGAGGAGGAGCGUCCCCAAAGUGGUGGUGGCCAUCACCGACGGACGCUCUCAAGACGACGUGAAGAGCAGCGCGGCCAAACUGCAGCACGCAGGGUACAGUGUGUUUGCGAUCGGAGUGUCAGACGUGGAUUUCUCUGAGCUGCAGCUGAUUGGAUCCAAACCCAGCGAUCGUCAUGUUUUUGUUGUGGACGACUUUGACGCCUUCGACACCAUCAAAGAAAACCUGAUCACCUUCAUCUGUGAGACCGCCACUUCCUCCUGUCCGCUCAUCUUCCUGAAUGGUUUCACGUCUCCUGGGUUCCGGAUGCUAGAGACCUUUAACCUGACAGAAAAAGGGUACAGUUCUCUGAGGGGGGUCUCUCUGGAGCCAGGGUCCUUCAACAGCUACCCGUCCUACAGGCUCCACAAGGACGCAUUCAUCUCCCAGCCCUCCAGAGACAUUCACCCUGAUGGCCUGCCUCACACAUACACCCUGAUCCUGCUGCUGCGGCUGCUGCCUGAGUCUCCGACCGAGGCCUUCGACGUGUGGCAGGUCUCCAGCCAAGACCACAAACCAGAAACCGGACUCACCCUGGACCCCUCCUCUCAGACCAUUUCCUUCUAUAACAAAGAUCAGAGUGGAGAAAUUCAGAAAGCAACGUUUGACGACGAAGCAGUGAAGCCAAUCUUCCACGGCAGCUUCCACAAGCUGCACCUCCUGGUCUCCUCCUCCUCUGUCUCCUUGAGGGUGGACUGUGAAGAGGUGCAGCAGAAGGAGCUGAAGGAGGCGGGGAACACCUCCUCAGACGGAUACCAGGUCCUGGGGAAGACUGUCCAGAGCACAGGGUCCAGGGGCCACAGCGCCACCUUCCAAUUGCAGAUGUUCGACAUUGUCUGUAGUUUGGCCUGGAACAGCAGAGACCGCUGCUGCGACCUGCCCUCCAAAAGAGAUGAGCUGAAGUGUCCUCCUCUUCCAAACUCCUGCACCUGUACGUCCCAGUCCAGUGGUCAGCCGGGUCCCCAGGGGCCAAUGGGCGCUCCUGGAAGCAAAGGACCUCGAGGAGAGAAGGGAGAGACGGGUCCAGCAGGCCCCAUCGGACCUCGAGGAGAUAGCGGGCCCCCAGGACCCAUGGGCCUCCCGGGGCCUCAGGGGCAGAGCGGACUGUCCAUGCCAGGAGAGAUGGGACGACCUGGACCUAAAGGAGACUCUGGAGACUCAGGCUUACCUGGACAGAAGGGGUCUCCAGGAGCAGUUGGCCCCUCGGGCCCCACAGGACCAGCUGGAGUCAGGGGCCCCCAGGGGAAGGAGGGCCCCACAGGACCCAGAGGAGCUCCAGGAUCUAUGGGGCCCCCAGGAGCUCCCGGAGUGCAGGGAAACACAGGGACCCCAGGGAAACCAGGAGACAACGGCACCCCUGGUGUGGCCGGUCUAAAGGGGGACAAAGGAGAGAGAGGAGAGUUUGCGCCUCAGAACAUGAUGCGCUCCAUUGCACGACAAGUGUGUGAGCAGAUGAUGGCCUCCCACAUGGCCCGGGUGAACUCGGUCCUGAACCAGAUCCCCAGUCCUCAGUCCAGCCUCAGUCCUGGACCUCCAGGACCCGUGGGGCCCACAGGACCCAUGGGUCCCAGAGGAGAACCAGGCCCUGCAGGAAGGAACGGCUUCCCAGGCGGCCCAGGCCAACCAGGGCUGAUGGGAGAGAGAGGAGCUCCAGGAGAGAAAGGAGACAGAGGCUCCUCUGUGGUGGGCCCUAAGGGCCCCCGUGGCCCCCCUGGGCCCCCUGGAGAGACUCGCACGGGGCCGCCAGGGGCCCCUGGGUCGGCUGGAGCUCGGGGGCCUCCAGGACGACAGGGAUACCCAGGCAUCAGGGGGCCCCCCGGGGCCAACGGCUACUGCGACUCCUCCCAGUGUGUGGGAAUCCCCUACAACGGACAGGGCUACAACGGCCAGUCCACUGUCCGAGUCCUGGACCAGCCUCAGCUCAGGGCUUAG